Molecule: messenger RNA, 348 nt
Organism: Fulvia fulva
Lineage: Eukaryota; Fungi; Ascomycota; Dothideomycetes; Mycosphaerellales; Mycosphaerellaceae
Exons: 1
Coding region: 1-348 (115 amino acids)
Source: RefSeq, a predicted model, not a curated record
AUGGCUGAUCCUCAUGAGCCACCUCCUGGCCCAUCAGGCGCCGCCUGUGUCAUACCACCAGCAUGGCACCGCAAUCGCUUCACAUGUCACGCGGUGGUCAUCAACGGCGUCAACUACUACACCGUCACUCGAGUACUGCUGGACAGCGGCGCAAGUUCGAACUUCAUCAGCCAAGAUCCGCCGCCUUCGAAGCCUCGUUACUGCUAUGCAUUGGCAGAUGCUAAAUUUGAGGAGAAGAAACAUGGCGGCGGUCAGCGCACUACAAUCGAUCUCACCGAGCCGCGCUACAUCGACGCUCGCCGUACAAGCUGGUCCACCAUCUUCCCCGAUGAGCGAAGCGACAUCUGA